UUUAGAUUUUUUUAAAGUUUUGUUUUGAAUGUUUUACAUUUUUGUCCAAUUUCAUUCGAUUUUUUCUGUAUUUUUUUGUAUUUUUAUUUUUUAUUUUUUUCAAAAAAAUUACCGACACUUCAUCAUUUUGACAUGUAAAAUAAACAGUACCGGUCGUCUAUGAAUAGAAAAACGUUUUUGGAAGUUUAUUAUGAUAAAAAUGUCACUUUAAAGAUUUAAAAUGCUAGUAAAAAAAAGUGGUAGAAAGUGAUAGUGUUUAAAAUGCAACAUAUUAUUUGUAGAGAUUUUAAUGGGCUUCUCACAGCUCAGCCCGGUAAGCAACAUAUGAUUGGUUUCUUUUUAUUUUGUCUUUGUGGACUCGGUAAUCGUUAGGGUUACCUUCAUCUUCUUCGAUAUCCUUCGUCCUCUGUGCUCUUCCUAUACCGGUGUAUCUUUUUGUUACUCGAUCUCUUCGAAUCCAGCCACGUUCUCUGCCAACGAAACGAAUCCUAUUCCUAUAACGCCUUCUCCAGCCUCCUAUAUAUAGAGAAUGGUGCUCCAGUCGAUGUAGUCGCCUGCUCUCUAGCUUAACAUGUCUGUAACCUCCAUUACUAAAAACCCUCAGGAAAACGCAAGGUGGUUAUUCGUGAUGCUAAUGGCUAUGAUCACAUGUUAAGCCGCUAUUACGCCAUGCGGAACAUGCCUAGACCUGAUUCCUAUGUUUUCGAUCAAGAAUCUCUUUCAGGGUUUUCGAAUACGUUAGAGAAACAACGGUUCCAUAGAGAUAUAGCCACUUCUGCUAAAACGGAUGUGAUUUCAGCACACGAUGGAUGAGGGAUCCUCCUAAUUUCGCAACGAUGGCUACUACGUCAGUUGUUCCUGUUGAUUUAAACGUUUUUCUUCUUAAGAUGGAACUCGAUAUAGCGUUCAUAAUGGAGAUUUGUGGGGAUAAAAAUGGUUCAGACCGUUUUGUGAAAGUUUCAAAAGCGAGAAUGAAAGCGUUUGAAGCUGUGUUUUGGAACGCAGAAGGAGGACAGUGGCUAGAUUACUGGCUUUUCUCCAGUGGUGAUGAGCCUGAGACAUGGAAAACUGAGAACCAAAAGACCAAUGUUUUUGCAUUUAACUUUGCUCCAAUCUGGAUCAGUUCCUUCGACUCAAAUGAAAAUCUUGUCGAGAAAGUUGUGAAGGCUCUUGAAAACCCAUGGCUCAUUGCUCCUGCUGGGAUCUUAACCUCUUUGACAAACUCAGAACAGCAAUGGGAUUAUCCAAAUGGAUGGGCUCUGCAACAAGAGAUUAUUGUUACAGGGCUAGCGAAAUCCGGUCUGAAGGAAGCAAAAGAGAUAUGUGUUUAUGCUGGUGAUGUUUGUUGGAAUCAAUCAAUAAAGAAUCUAAAGACAAAAGAUUAGAUUCUUGAGGUUUAGGAUAAAUCUUGAAAGAAUCAAAUGAGAAAUGAACAUCAAAGGGAGUUUAUUGAUCAAAGAUUGUAUUACAAGAAUAGUUUCUAGUGUAAAGUAAUCUAAGAAUCCAUAAACCCUUUGUAAUAAGUGUUUAAUAUGUCAAAUGGGAGAAGAGAGCCCUUUUCUCAUAA
This is a messenger RNA of Brassica napus (rape), 1567 nucleotides long. Its product is annotated as trehalase-like. Gene Ontology annotation, molecular function: alpha,alpha-trehalase activity. NCBI's taxonomy places the organism in Eukaryota, Viridiplantae, Streptophyta, Magnoliopsida, Brassicales, Brassicaceae. Bases 810 to 1385 code for a protein of 191 amino acids. The transcript has 9 exons. Gene Ontology annotation, biological process: trehalose catabolic process. The record is from RefSeq and is a predicted model, not a curated record.